AUGGCCGAAGGAUCGCACCAAACGACUAGUGUUCUGCCGGGGCUUAGCUUGCACGCUUGUUCCUGGGCAGAACUUGUGGUCAGCAUCGCAUGUUUUGUUCUGGGCCUCCUCCUCUACCGCCGGUAUUUGGCUCCUCUGCGCCACGUGCCUGGGCCGUUUUGGGCGUCGCUCGGGCGGCUAUGGCACACGAGGAUGAUCAUGGGAGGCGACCAGGGCGAAGAUCUGUUGCGGCUGCAUAAGGAGUACGGUCCGUUUGUCCGCAUCGCGAACAACGAGGUCAGCGUUUGCCAUCCCGAGGCUGUCAAGGAGCUCAUCCUGACACCCCUGCGGAAGGAUGCGUUCUACAAGAUCUUUGCCUUUCCAGACUCCAGAUACAAGAACGGCAUGACGGUCCUCGACCCGAAGCGGAAGUUCGAGCACUCUAGGAACUUUGCCCCCGGCUAUUCUCUGUCGAAUAUGCUCCACUCCGAAGACUGGAUCGAUAAGACAAUCGGCUUGUUGAUGGACUGGUUGGACAGCUAUGCCGACACGGGCCGACCCAUGCACCUUGAUCGGUUCUGCACUUUCACCUCGAACGACGUGACGGGCACGGUGCUCUUCUCCAGCCCAUACGGUUUCCUGGAGAAAGGCUAUGACAUCGGGAAUGCCAUUGCCAACAACACACGUCUUGGUCUCUUCGCCGCUGUGGCAGGCCAUCACUGGCUCAUUCUGAUGAUCCACGCCAUUUUCCUCGCAAAUCCAGUCACGACGUGGCUCGGUGUGAUUCCCACUGGUCAUAUCUUGAAAGUGACGAUGGACUCACUCCAUGAGCGCGAGAGCAGAGAGACAAAGGGGGCCAACCGCUUCGACCUGUUGGAAUAUUGGCUCAGGACCCUGCGCGAACGUCCCGACCGGCUCGACCUGAACACAGUACAGGGCCAGACGAUUGGCACCGUUGCCGCAGGUGGAGACGCCACGUCGACGGCUCUCCAGUCGUUUUUGUACCAUAUGAUCAGGCACCCGACUGCUUGGCGGCGUUUGCAAGACGAGAUCGAUGCCGCGAGGAAGGAGGGAAGGUGCCAGGACAGGAUCAUCAGCUUCGCCGACACUCAGAAGCUCCCGUUCCUGCAGAUGUGCAUCAAGGAGGCCAUGCGUGUCUUUGCGCCGGUCCAACAGGGUCUCCCGCGUGUGGCUCCCAAUCACGGGGUCAAGAUUGGAGACCGGGAAUUCCCAGGUGGCACUAUUCUUUCCGUCAGCGCGUUUGUGUUGCACAGGUCCACGGAUAUUUGGGGCCCCGAUGCGAACGAGUUCCAUCCUGACCGGUGGUCGGCGCCUGAUAUUGCUUCGAAGGAGAAGUACUUCAUACCAUUCGGCGGUGGAUAUAAUGCUUGUCCCGGGCAGCACCUUGCGAAGAUGGAGGUAGCCAAGAUCUGUGGAACCAUCGUGCGCGAUUACGAAAUCAGACAAGUUGAGCCGGGAAAGAAGUGGUCAUACAAGGCCUACUUCAAUGUGGUUCCGCAUUCUUGGCCUGUGUACGUUGCAAAAAGGCACAUCUAA
Diaporthe batatas is the source of this 1536-nucleotide messenger RNA. RefSeq lists its product as uncharacterized. The record is from RefSeq and is a predicted model, not a curated record. The transcript is spliced from 3 exons. Gene Ontology annotation, molecular function: monooxygenase activity; heme binding; oxidoreductase activity, acting on paired donors, with incorporation or reduction of molecular oxygen. NCBI's taxonomy places the organism in Eukaryota, Fungi, Ascomycota, Sordariomycetes, Diaporthales, Diaporthaceae. Bases 1 to 1536 code for a protein of 511 amino acids.